Aphanomyces invadans is the source of this 678-nucleotide messenger RNA. RefSeq lists its product as hypothetical. Lineage: Eukaryota; Oomycota; Saprolegniomycetes; Saprolegniales; Verrucalvaceae. The record is from RefSeq and is a predicted model, not a curated record. Bases 1 to 678 code for a protein of 225 amino acids. The transcript is spliced from 2 exons.
AUGAGCACAUUGUCGAAGUGGGCGGAGGACGACGGCGCCGAUGAAGACGACAAUAUCCUGUGGGAUGAGUCUACAGAAGAGAAGCUCGCUGAAAAUCGAGGUGGCUUCCAUUUGCGCAAGCAGAAUAGCGGUGGUAGUCUUCGCACGAUUCCUCUCUGCAAAACGCCACCAACAACGGGUCCGCGGCUAAUCACAAUGAACCCACAGACAGUCACGUCCACCACAGGAUUGGCACCCCCCGCACCAUCUCUUGGACUCUUGAAGAAGAAGGAUACAAAGAAGGCGAGCAAGUUUGGUCUGGGUGAGCGUCCCCUCGGAUCACCUGUCUCGGGGUCCAAGUCUGCUGCACAGAACGGGAAAAUCAACAGCAGCAUGGGACCUAAACGGAGGGGCACAAAGACUAAAUCUGGGUCUACGGAUAUUGGGUUUGGAUCCGCAUGUAGCGGGGGCUCCAUGAACAACUCAGGAGUCGCAACACUGCCCGAGAGCCCCGAACAAGUUCGGCGCUUCCUCCUUUCUGAAGUCAAACAAAUGUCCAUCGAGCGUCUUGUUGCCGACGCCAAGCGGUACUUGUACUUGGAAGAGUUUCAUCGAAAACACACCGCCACAUCUCCACCGGCCCACCCAGUGCAGGCCACCCCCAUCACAGCAGCCACAGCAUCGCUUCCACUCAAGUGA